Messenger RNA from Dendroctonus ponderosae (mountain pine beetle), 1516 nucleotides. RefSeq lists its product as uncharacterized. The coding region runs from base 49 to 1308 and encodes 419 amino acids. Gene Ontology annotation, cellular component: extracellular matrix. The record is from RefSeq and is a predicted model, not a curated record. The transcript is spliced from 4 exons. NCBI's taxonomy places the organism in Eukaryota, Metazoa, Arthropoda, Insecta, Coleoptera, Curculionidae.
AGGCAGUGUGUGAAAGUAGUGGUUUAGUAAAUUUCUUCGAACUUGAAGAUGCGGUUUCUUCAGCAGUCAACAACAUGGAUAGUUUUAGUGGCAGCUACAGUUCAAUGCCAUGCAAUUUCUGUUCAUCAAUAUGCUCCAGAGUAUGAUAAACCUACAGACUACAGUUUUAGUUACGGAGUUAAGGACCCUCACACAGGCGAUGUGAAGCACCAAUGGGAGAAGAAGGAAGGUGACACUAUCAAAGGCCAGUAUUCGCUGGUUGAAGCUGAUGGAUCAGUUCGGGUUGUUGAUUACACAGCGGAUGAUAAAAGCGGCUUUAAUGCUAUCGUGAAGAAAAGUGGUCCUUUGCGACAUAUCACGCACGAUUCUAAAGACGCAAUUAGCCACAAUAACGUGCAGCUGAAGCAUGGUGGAGCCCAUUAUGAGCAAGAGGUUGCUAGUGAGGAGGCAGAGCCUCAACAGCAGUUUGAGUACGAGUAUGCAAGAAACAAUGAAGAAGGAGGUGCUGCAGUGGAAGAGGGACAGGAAGGACAGGAAGAUGAAGAUCAGAACCAGGAGUACAUUUACCUUAAGCCUGAAGAAGCAGCAUCGGCGCAAGAAUCACAAAGAGUAAUUUCCAAAACUCAGUACAUCCCAAGAAAACCCGUUAUUAGUGUUAAAGAGGAAUAUGAAGAUGUAAAAUUCCUGCCACAUCUUCCAAUUGAUUUAAACCUGCUGCAAAAGGACACCUUGGAAAAAAUAAUUCCCUUGGACAUUCAGCCCAUUAAACCGAUAGAGAUAAAAUUCCAAGAAGAAAGAGCUCACGAGAAGCCAACAAUUCAGUCCCACCCAACGCAUAACACUCCAAUAGUUCCAAAAAAAACCUCCCAGAAAGACAACGCAAUGAAACCGAGCCAUGAACUGUCUCAAGAGGAGCUUAAUAAGUAUCUGCAGGAAUAUUACUCAAAAGACAUCAGCAUGAGUAACUCGCAUCAACCAGUGAUCGAAACGGGUUUCAAGCCGAUCAGACCCAAGACGAAAAACCCGAUUACUCAGCCGGUCGCUCCAAACACAUACAAAUCUGGCAAGAAACCUCAAAGCACUCCAGGCCUGAAACACUUUUCAACUAAGCCGAAUGCAAACAGCAACUAUGCGAGUAAAUUUAACUCAAGAUUACCCCAAACCAGCUACGGAUACCCAUACAUGCCACUGGUGAAGCAAACAUUGACUGGUAACCGACAGAAGGCGGAACUCACUCGAUUGUAUCGAAGUGCGUCUAAUAAUGGAUACACCAGGUAUGCGAAAAGAGUCAGCUACCAAGACGUGUAAUUUGUAAGAAAGUGUCUAAAGGAGUUUUAGAUCAUUUAGUGUUGAAGCAAGUAGAUUUUAUUGAGCAUCCAGAUCCUGUUUGGUCUGGAUGUGGAAGUAUGUAUUUAUUGAAACGGUUAGCUAAGUUGUGUUAUUUAUUAUAAGGGACGCUUUUUAACUGUUUUCUAGAGUGGUCUGAAUUACGUGCAAUAAAUUCUAUUGAAAAUGG